AUGUCCCGCAAUAAUUAUCUAAGCUCGUCUCCGUCCAAGCUGUUCGACCAGCUGUUUGAAGAGGCUGGUCUUCAGCAGCCGCCGCUUACCGCGACGUCCCAGGCGUCCGGAACGGGAUGGACCCCCUUCAUCGACAAGGUCUUCACUACAAACAACGACCGGAUCCGCCCUCCGAUGUCGUCUCCCAGCAAGCUGGAGAUCCACGAGGUCCAGAUGCACACGCCCGCGGCAGACAAGUCGCUGAAACUGUCGGAUUUUUUCAUCGAUACCCCAACGCUUAACCAAUACGAUCUCGGAACGCUCUUAGGAAUAGAGAAUGAUAAUAAGGAAAACCACCCGCUGUUUGCCAACAUGGACACUCCGAAUUUCAAAACGCCGCUCCACGAACUCACACAUACCCCGAAAUUACUGCAAAGCACCAGCGUUAGACGACUUAGUGCGAAAAUCAACACUCCUAGUAAUUUUAAAACGCCGCUCAAAGAACACCACCAAUCGUCUCCGUCCACCAUUGUGCUCGCCUCAGCACAGAAACAGCCCGCUACCCAAAUGUCGCCCACGCCUGCAGCAAAGUCCCAAUUCAAAUCGGCUCCGUGUCAGCUGGUGAAAUCUGCUUCCAGCAUGGAACCUGUGAUAGGCAUUUUCCAGGACCAGAAACCCACAGCACAGAAUACACAACCGCAGCAGCAACAGCAGCGACGGCCCGAGGCAGGCGCGGGCAAGUUCCAGAUAAUCUUCACAGACAUGAACACGCUUAAAGGCAACUACGGAGCAAGAAAGGGGAAAAAGAAGCUUGCACGCACAAGCAGCGCCGGUGAGGCGCUAUCCAAGCGCAGGAAAUUGGUGAAAUACAAUUCAGAAUCGGCAAAGGACAAUCUCAGGACAAAUAAGAAUUAA
Ogataea philodendri is the source of this 894-nucleotide messenger RNA. RefSeq lists its product as uncharacterized. Bases 1 to 894 code for a protein of 297 amino acids. The record is from RefSeq and is a predicted model, not a curated record. Lineage: Eukaryota; Fungi; Ascomycota; Pichiomycetes; Pichiales; Pichiaceae. The transcript has a single exon.